Messenger RNA from Cucurbita moschata (crookneck pumpkin), 809 nucleotides. RefSeq names its product protein ELF4-LIKE 3-like. The coding region runs from base 353 to 688 and encodes 111 amino acids. Gene Ontology annotation, biological process: entrainment of circadian clock; positive regulation of circadian rhythm. NCBI's taxonomy places the organism in Eukaryota, Viridiplantae, Streptophyta, Magnoliopsida, Cucurbitales, Cucurbitaceae. The record is from RefSeq and is a predicted model, not a curated record. The transcript has 3 exons.
GUGACGUGAAAGUCCUUGGAGGAAAUAUUGUGGGAAUUUGGAAUUUGGAAUUUGGGAAAGUCAAGAUUGGGAUCUGAAUAAAAAAAGAAAAAACAAAAAACACAGAAGCAAUCCCCUCCUAAUUUGAUGAACAAGAAGCAGUAGCAGAAAUGGAAAUAAUAAAUGCGAAAUAACUGAUUUCUCAGAAAUUACAGAAGAGGUGUCUGUCUGUUCCGGAGAUUCGAUUCAAUCGGCCAUCUUUUUCCACUGCUCCUCGGGAUUCAGACUCACUCUUUCUCUUCCUCAAAAUAUAAUGUUUCAGAUUUUGAAGCAGGAUAGGAAGUGAUAUUGAGAAGAACGGUGUGUUGGGUUAAUGGAGGGGGAGACAUUGUCAUCAGGAGGAAUGGGGAAUGGAAGGCAGAUGGAUGGGAAAAUGGCUCAGACAUUUCAGAAGAAUUUCGUUCAAGUUCAGAACAUUUUGGAUCAAAACAGAUUGCUGAUCAAUGAAAUUAACCAAAAUCACGAGUCCAAAAUGCCCGACAACCUCGCCAGAAACGUGGGCUUGAUUCGCGAGCUUAACAACAACAUCAGAAGGGUUGUGGAUUUGUACGCCCAUCUCUCUGCUUCCUUCACCAAAUCCAUGGAGGCCUCCUCCGAAGGAAACUCCGCCGCCAAGCCUGGCCACAAGCGCAACCGCCCUCCGCCGUAGCCCAGAUAUAUAUAUUACUACCCUCCCCUCUCCCCUUUUCUUCAUUCUUUGCUUACAACGAUAAUUUCCCAGAUUCUAUGUUUCCAAUUCUAAAGCAAAAUUAAGCAUAUAUUUGUCUUCU